CAACGGUUGCCCUGCCAACCAAAUCGAUAUCCGGAAGACCACCAGGCGGCCGGAUCGUAUGCGGAACACAUAUUUGGACAGGAGCCAAUAUAUCUUGUCAAUGUGAGUAUAUAAUAGAGACUGGAAAAAAAGAAGUCACCUUCAUGUGUUCCGUGAUCUCGUGUAAAUAAUGGCGAACCGAGUUGUCGGCAAUGCGUCGGUGAAUACGCCUAAGCAAUUGUACAAAUAUUUAUUACGCGAAUGCGAAAAGCUGCCAAAACACACGCAACAGUUUUACAAGCACUCUGUCAAACAAAGCUUCAAGCAACACGUCUUGGAGUCUGACGAGGAACGUGUGCAACAGAUUAUGGAACGGGCAUUGGUAGAUGCUAAGUGGGUGAUACAAAAGUACAAUCAACCAGGUAGCAGUUCAACGCCAAAAUGAUAAAUUAACAUACAUUGCAAUAUACAUAUUAGUAUUAAGUAGAAAAAUGGACUUUG
This is a messenger RNA of Linepithema humile (Argentine ant), 480 nucleotides long. Lineage: Eukaryota; Metazoa; Arthropoda; Insecta; Hymenoptera; Formicidae. The record is from RefSeq and is a predicted model, not a curated record.